GCGCGGUGCACGUUUCGUUACGUUGUGUGCGUGCGCGUGUACGAUAUUAUGUACGUGUGUGCGUGCGGACGCACGUACGUGCGCGACGACGACGCCUAGCGAUUCCCUCGUCGGCCGCCGCGCGUAUAUUUACUGCGCGCGGCGCAUAACGUCGACCGCCGCUGCGGCGGAAAAUGUUUACGGUUUUUAUUACCGUCGCGGCCGUCGCAGUCGCAGUUGUCCGUGCGUCGCGUCGAAAAGUGUUACGUCGUCUUGUGUCCGGGCGCGCGCGCACUGUAUUUUCACCGAUUCGAAAACUGUGUGCAUCGCGCGGCCAUCAUCCCCCUGUACGCCGCACAUCUGUACUUGCGACGUAAUCGCAUAAUUGUAUCCGUGCACUUGUCGAAGCGAGAACAAUUAAUUCAUAAUUAUUCAUACAUCGCACCCGUAAGGACCACCGCACGCGCGUAAAACUGUAGUCGGGCAACGUGCGCCACCGUUGUCGGUGCGGUGACAUGAAGAAGGCGGCGAGCAAAGCGCGCGACGAAAAGCUGUUGGCCGCCGUACGGGAGAGGCCGGUCUUGUACGAUCAAUCGAUGCACGUGUUUAAGGACUUCGGCGCCAAGAACGCCGCUUGGAAAGAGGUGGCCUCCGCAGUGGUCGGCUCUCAGGACAAACAGGCCGUGGAACAACUGAAAGUCCGGUGGAAAACCUUACGGGACGGUUUCGUUCGACAUUUGAAGAAGAAGAAGACCUUGGAGAUGUACACGGCCGCCGCGGCUAUGCGCCCGUACAAGCUGGAGAAGCAAAUCGCGUUCCUGUUGCCGCACGUGUCAUUCCGCGACGAGGACGAGAACGGCGGAGUCAGCAACGACGAAGACACGUCUUCGCUGGCCGACAAGACGAACGACAGCGACUCCGCGCACGACCAGCAGACGGCCGACAUGCUACUGUACGAGCAGUUCAAUUUGGACAAGGCAUGCAGCAGCGAGCACGACGCUCUGGACAGAUCGAUCCACUUCCUGUGCGACCAGCGGUACAAGGCGGCCGUCGCGACCAAUUACAAAUUGGAAGACAUGGACUCUGUGGAUGCGUUUUUUCACGCCAUGGCUCAAACGGUAAAAAACCUGAAACCCAUCACAGUAGCCAAAAUAAAAAGGGCAGUAUCAAUAAUUGUGUCAAAUGCCGAAAUUGAAGAGAUGGAAACCUCAGUCGCUUGUGGAAGGUUUCCAAUGACCGUUCCUAUUAUAACUGAACCUAAAUAAGAUAAUUUUAAGAGUGGUAUGUUUGUAUAAACAGUAAAUUAAGUUUUAUAAGCUAUUCUAUAGGGUUUGAAUUAUUGAAAUUAUUUAAUGUUAAAAAUAAUAAAUUAUUUAUUAUCCAGUGUAAAA
Molecule: messenger RNA, 1370 nt
Organism: Sipha flava (yellow sugarcane aphid)
Lineage: Eukaryota; Metazoa; Arthropoda; Insecta; Hemiptera; Aphididae
Product: transcription factor Adf-1-like
Exons: 3
Coding region: 495-1244 (249 amino acids)
Biological process (GO): regulation of transcription by RNA polymerase II
Cellular component (GO): transcription regulator complex; nucleus
Source: RefSeq, a predicted model, not a curated record